AUGAACAGUUUCCCCUUAUUCCCUUACAAAAAUAUCGACUACACAAGAAAAAUUUCCACUGUGAAGGUCAGGAUUAUUUGCACUCUCGAUUUCUAUUUGACAGAAAUAGUUACUUCAUUUUUCAUUAUCGACGCAAACCAAGAUGGCAGACUAUCUAGAAAGGAAAUGAAUGAGGCAGCGUUUAUUGUGGGAAUGAAUCCCACGUCUAAAGAGCUCGAAGACUGGUGGGCCAGGGCGGAUAUAGACGGUGAUGGAUUUAUAUCCCUGGAAGAAUAUGUCAAAAUCAUGUCAGCAAAUUAUGUGUCUAUUGACCUGGAGAAGGAAAGAAUGAAGGCGGCUUUUAACCUUCUGGACAGGAACGGGGACGGCCGAAUCUCAUUGAGUGAAUUCCAGGCUGUCAUGAUGUAUAAUAACAAUGAAAUGACUAAAAAGAAAGUAGAGGAACUCUUCAAUGAAGUAGAUUCCGAUGGAAAAGGGUAUUUGAAUUAUGAAGAUUUUAUCAACAGUCAUAUUUGCUCAGUCGUCUUCCAGUGACGUUAUCAU
Saccostrea echinata is the source of this 543-nucleotide messenger RNA. Its product is annotated as neo-calmodulin-like. Gene Ontology annotation, molecular function: calcium ion binding. NCBI's taxonomy places the organism in Eukaryota, Metazoa, Mollusca, Bivalvia, Ostreida, Ostreidae. The transcript is spliced from 3 exons. The record is from RefSeq and is a predicted model, not a curated record. The coding region runs from base 1 to 534 and encodes 177 amino acids.